CUUUUAGUUGUGCAGUAAAUAACGUACCACAGUUACAGAGUAUUACUGUUUUCCAAUUCCUUAACCCCCUCUUACCGGAAGCAGCAGCACCAGCAGCAACAGCAUCAUGGCCACUGAAAAGGUUUUCGCUAAAGGAAGUGCUGCACCUGGCCCAGUUAUGAAAGACUCCAUCAGGAUUUACAGCAUGAGAUUCUGCCCGUUUGCACAGAGAACCAGACUGGUGCUGAACGCCAAAGGGAUCAAACAUGAAACCAUCAACAUCAACCUGAAGGACAAACCUGAGUGGUUCCUUGCCAAGAAUCCUCUCGGCCUCGUGCCAACAUUGGAGACCUCUGCUGGUGAAGUGAUAUACGAGUCUCCCAUCACCUGUGAUUACCUGGAUGAAGUUUACCCAGAGAAGAAGCUGCUUCCUUCCUCUCCAUAUGAAAAAGCUCAGCAGAAAAUGAUGCUGGAGCAUUUUUCCAAGGUGGUGCCGUACUUAUACACCAUCCCACUGGGGAGGAGAAAAGGUGAGGACGUCUCACGACUGGAAGCUGAACUGAAAGAGAAGUUAGCCAAGUUUGACCAGGACCUGGUUGACAAGAAGACAAAGUUCUUCGGUGGCAACUCCAUCACGAUGAUCGACUACAUGAUGUAUCCGUUCAUGGAGAGAAUGGCCGUCGCUGAGAUACAAUACUGCCUUGAUCACACACCUGCACUGAAGAAAUGGAUGCAGCACAUGUCUGAAGACCCGACUGUCAAAGAAACCACAUUCGACGUGGACACCUACAAAAACUUUUACAAGAGCUACCACGAGGGGAAACCCGACUAUGACUACGGCCUGUAGAUGAAACUGACAGAAACCCUUAUAAGUGUCCAUUUAUACCUCUGUUUUUUUCUCCAUUUAUACCUGUUUUUGGAAGUGGGGUGCAAUAAUUGAAGACUUGUUUAGUACAUGUUUCUAAUGACCAAACUUAAAAAUAUGGCACUUUUUUUCUAAUAAAUGAAUCAACCUAA
Molecule: messenger RNA, 996 nt
Organism: Solea senegalensis (Senegalese sole)
Lineage: Eukaryota; Metazoa; Chordata; Actinopteri; Pleuronectiformes; Soleidae
Product: glutathione S-transferase omega-1-like
Exons: 6
Coding region: 107-826 (239 amino acids)
Biological process (GO): glutathione metabolic process
Cellular component (GO): cytoplasm
Molecular function (GO): glutathione dehydrogenase (ascorbate) activity; glutathione transferase activity
Source: RefSeq, a predicted model, not a curated record